GUUGCCUCUAUCUUUGGACUCUAGAGAUCCCAUCAACCAUUGCCACUGUCAAGGUAGCCCUAACUGGGUCUUGAUCAGACGAUACAAUGUCUUGUCCUCCACCAGAAGAAUUUCAAAUAGGUUGGAUCUGCGCCCUUCCCGUCGAGGCAGCAGCAGCCAAAGAAAUGCUCGACGAAAAUUUCGGAAUUCUCGACGAGCAAGAUACAACAGAUCCAAAUAUCUACACGUUGGGCCGAAUAGGCAAACACAAUAUCGUGAUCGCCUGCCUGCCUGCAGGCCAAUAUGGCAAUACUGCAGCUACUACAGUUGCAAACCAUAUGGUCCGUACGUUUUCGAAAUCACUACGUAUUGGCUUAAUGGUAGGUGUUGGAGGCGGAAUUCCAUCCGCUACCUGUGAUAUACGGCUUGGUGAUAUCGUUAUCAGCUGUCCAACAGGUACCUGUGGCGGUGUGCUUCAGUAUGAUAUGGGCAAGGUUGGAAGUGAUGGUAAAUUUACUCGAGUGGGAUCUCUGAACAGCCCUCCUAGGUCGCUGCUAGCGGCCGUUAGUAUGAUGAGGACUGCUGAGCUUACCGAUGAUCCUCACUAUCCGGAAUAUCUCCGAAAGGCGAUUGGGAGAACCCGAAAAACCCAGAAAACCUUUGCGAAACCUAAUCAGCACAGCGAUCGUUUAUUUCAGAUCAGGUACGACCAUCCGGCUACUGCAGACAACUGUGAUGUAUGUCUGAGAGAAUGGGAGGAGACCAGAAGUGAGCGCGAGGACAAUGAACCGCAAACUCACUACGGCAUUAUUGCGUCUGGAAAUUCUGUCAUCAAACACGGAAGGACACGAGAACAGCUCCGCACGCAAACUGGGGCAUUGUGUUUUGAAAUGGAGGCGGCAGGAUUGAUGUUGGAUUUUCCCUGCAUUGUAAUCCGUGGUAUUUGCGACUAUUCUGAUUCGCACAAAAACAAGCAAUGGCAAGGAUAUGCUGCAUUGGCCGCGGCGUCAUACACUAAGGAACUGUUGGGAUAUAUACCAAAGGGUCAAGUGUCGCAAGAAGGCUUGGCUACAGAUGUUUGUCGCUCCCUAGAAGACUUAAAUCGAGCGAUCAAAAGUACCAACGAUCGAUUGGAUAAAGCAUAUGAUCAACGAGAACGGUAUCACACUGAACACACUGCUCGAGUCUUGACCGAGCAGCAGAAAAGGUGUCAUCAAGUGUUCAAGAUUUCGAACUACGAGCAGCACAAGAAUAUCAAUCCUGAUCGAGUACCAGGAACAUGUCAGUGGGCUUUACAGAAUCCAUCUUACCUCGGCUGGUGGAAUAGCUGCGGCAAUGAUCUUCUCUGGAUAUCAGCUGACCCUGGCUGUGGGAAAUCUGUGCUCUCUAAGUCACUUAUUGAUAAUGACAUACAAGCCUGUGGUUCAGAGGUAUCAGUGUGUUAUUUCUUUUUCAAGGAUAAUGACGAGCAGAAUAAUCUUGCUACGGCACUGUGUGCAAUACUACAUCAGCUCUUUAGUCAAUACCCAAGUCUGCUACGACAUGCGGUGCCGUGCUGGGAGAAAAAUGGAGAAAGGCUUCAACAAGAGCCUGAUCAGCUUUGGCGGAUUCUCCUAGCAGCCACAUCAGAUCCUACAUCUCCAAAGACUAUUUGUGUGCUGGAUGCACUUGACGAAUGUCGCCCAGUGGACCAGAAGCGACUCAUUCAAAGACUCACAGACUUCUAUAACCAAGCCACCUUACCGACGACGCGAGAAAAUUGGUUAAAGUUUCUUGUCACCAGCCGCCCAUACGAUGACAUCCAGAAUAAUUUCAAACCUAUAACAGACCUAUUCCCGCAUAUUCGUCUGCAGGGGGAGCAGGAAAAUAAACAGAUUCAUGGGGAGAUUGAUCUCGUGGUGAAGACAAAAGUAAAAGAGUUGGCUGAAACAUCAGGGCUCCCAGCCGAUGUGGAGCAGCGAAUUGCUGAUCAGCUUCUGCAAAUGCAACACCGCACGUACCUGUGGCUAUAUCUGGCUAUUGAUGACAUCCGUAAUACGUUCCAGAAUAGCCUUCGGCCAGCUGAUGUAUCAAUUGUGCUGGUACCCGAGUCCGUGUACACUGCGUACGAGAAGAUACUUAGUCGAGUCCCAUCUGGUCAAAAGGAUAUCGCGAAGAAGAUCCUACGGAUUAUUGUUGGUGCUCGGCGCCCAUUAACAAUAGAGGAAAUGUCCAUGGCAUUAGGUGUGGCUGCCAAUCCUGAGUUGGGAACUGCAGCAGCAGCUCGGCUUGAACCCACCAGGCUUAGUAACAGGAUACGAAAACUCUGUGGGCUUUUUGUUUUCAUCAACAACUCAAAGAUCUACCUUAUACACCAAACAGCCAGGGAGUUUCUUAUUGGGAGAGAUAUCAUCCACAAACCUAUAUCGGAAUACUCCUUCGAAUUGCCAGAUGCCGAUAAGGAAAUGUCACAAAUCUGUAUCCGAUACUUGCAAAUGGAUGACCUCGAGGACCGCCAACAAUUAGAAUCCAAUAUUCAAUGCUUCCUGUCAUAUUCAGCAGUAUACUGGGCUGACCAUGUUCGGGGAAUGUCCUCAUCACAACAGCAAGAAAUGGUUAAUCUGGUACACGGUCUAUACAGCACCACCACAAGCAGACAUGAAUUGUGGUUCUCUAUAUUUUGGAAAACUAUUAUGCCACUGCAUGAAAAGGAUAGAAUGAAUGCAGUGCAUCUGGCUGCCUUCAAUGGACAUAGUCUUGUGUUGAAAAUGAUCCUCGCUACAGAGGAGAAUAUAAUAGAUGCAAAAGAUAGCAGUGGGGCUACUGGUUUAAUAUGUCAACACUCGGGGUGGACAUUAUGGAAAUGCCUUACAGGCUGCUUCUAG
This is a messenger RNA of Aspergillus pseudotamarii, 2843 nucleotides long. Its product is annotated as purine and uridine phosphorylase. Gene Ontology annotation, molecular function: catalytic activity. The transcript is spliced from 3 exons. Gene Ontology annotation, biological process: nucleoside metabolic process. The record is from RefSeq and is a predicted model, not a curated record. NCBI's taxonomy places the organism in Eukaryota, Fungi, Ascomycota, Eurotiomycetes, Eurotiales, Aspergillaceae. The coding region runs from base 87 to 2843 and encodes 918 amino acids.